Molecule: messenger RNA, 918 nt
Organism: Pseudovirgaria hyperparasitica
Lineage: Eukaryota; Fungi; Ascomycota; Dothideomycetes; Acrospermales; Acrospermaceae
Product: Tim17-domain-containing protein
Exons: 3
Coding region: 49-702 (217 amino acids)
Biological process (GO): protein insertion into mitochondrial inner membrane
Cellular component (GO): TIM22 mitochondrial import inner membrane insertion complex
Molecular function (GO): transmembrane protein transporter activity
Source: RefSeq, a predicted model, not a curated record
CGAAGAGGAGAAACGAAACGAACGGUGGUAGAUGUAUGUGCAUGACUCAUGCGCCGACAAGCUUAUCUCGGCGAUCCUUCGGUGAUAGGGCAACAACAAGCGCCGAAAAGUCUCGAAACACCGUUCUACCUCUGCAACUUCAACCUGUAUUACUCACACGUCGCCAUGGCCUUUCCUGGGAUGGGCAUGCCUGGAGGGCAGCAAUCAAAUCAAGGUGUAUCAGACCAGGAACAGAUGAUGAUAAAAUAUAUGACGGCUGGGAUGGAAUCGUGCCCAUUCAAGGCCGUCUUGUCAGGUGUGAUGGGUUUCGGUCUCGGUGGAGCGUUCGGCCUGUUCAUGUCUUCUAUGCGAUACGAUACUCCAAUGUCGUCCCCACAAUCCGCGGCUAUGGCAGAGCUACCACUCCGACAACAGCUGAGGCAGGGCGCAAAAGAGAUGGGUAGAGCAUCGUGGUCGUCGGCCAAGAAUUUUGGGAUGAUUGGUGGCAUUUACUCCGGCACCGAGUGCGCCAUCGAGAAAGUUCGCGCGAAAAACGAUCUAUGGAACGGCAUAAGUGCUGGAUGUCUGACGGGCGGUGCACUGGCUAUGAAGGCGGGUCCCCAAGCUACGGCGCUGGGCUGCGCUGGCUUUGCUGCAUUCAGUGCGGCGAUUGAUGCUUACAUGCGUGGACCAGACGCAGAAACGAGUAGACCGAUUGAUUGAUUGAAUGAAUGCGGUGAAAGGACAUAGUGUCUUGUAUAUACGGUUCAGUACAUCAAGACAGAUGUAUCUGGAGAGGGCAUCAAGCAUAGACGGCGUUACGGAACAGGGUCCUCGAUUAAGGGCGGCAUCAGAGCUCUGGAGUCUGUCUACAAUAUUUUACGUGUAUAAUAGCAUCUCAUCUUUGAAUAAACUACGUUUCGAUGCGAGCAGAACACU